Molecule: messenger RNA, 1443 nt
Organism: Lindgomyces ingoldianus
Lineage: Eukaryota; Fungi; Ascomycota; Dothideomycetes; Pleosporales; Lindgomycetaceae
Product: FAD binding domain-containing protein
Exons: 2
Molecular function (GO): FAD binding
Source: RefSeq, a predicted model, not a curated record
UCGACGGGUUGUAGGGCAUUAAAACCUCCAUGUAUCCUCUAUCCUUCCUCGGUCGAUCAGGUGGUUGCCAUUCUGAAAAUCCUCGGGGAGAAAAAUGAGACGUUCGUUGUCAAGUCGGGUGGACACAAUCCGAAUCAGCACUUCGCAAGCAUUGAUGGAGGCCCCCUAAUAUCUACCAAGAGAUUGAACGAAGUAAUUUUUGAUUCAGCCUCGAUGGCCGUACGCGUGGGAUCCGGAAAUCGUUGGGAAGAUGUCUACGAAGUUUUAAAAGACACUAGCGUCACGGUCGUUGGGGGAUACGUCGUUGGUGGGAGUUUGAGCUUCUUGUCAACCCAGUACGGGUGGGCGGCAAAUAGCAUUGUCGAAUUCAAGGUUGUUUUAGCAAAUUCGAAAGAGGCCACAGCCUCAAACACGUCUCACUCGGAUCUCUUUCAUGCGCUGAAGGGUGGGGGCAGCAAUUACGGGGUCGUCACUGCCUACACUAUGAUUGUGCACCCGCAAGGAGAGAUCUGGGGCGGAAACAUGGUGUUCACCGGUGAGAAAGCUUCUGAAAUGUUAGCAGCAGUGCGAGAUUUUACUGAAUAUUAUCCUGAUGAGAAAGCUGGGAUCAUAAUGACCGCUGGGAUAACUGCGCUUGGGGCUUUUGACUUAUGGAUCAUGUUCUUGUUUUACGAUGGCCCAAUUCCCCCAGAGGAUGUUUUCAAGAACUUCGCCAACAUUGGCCCAUUCGUCAACAAUUGCGCGACACGCAGCUACUAUGACUUGCUAUCUUCCAACAACUGGGCUGAAGUGAAGGGAUCCGUCUACACGACCGCGACAGAGACGAUAAGUUUGCCAAAUGCUACUGUAGGCCCGGAGGUAAUGGGAGCGUACUACGAACACUGGCGAAACACAAUGGAAUCGGUCGUUGGAGUAUCUGGUGUAAUUGGAUCUGUUGCCCUCCAGCCUAUGCCUAAACUCAUUGCUCGAAAAGCCAAGGAGCUCGGCGGCGAUAUGUUGGAUCUCGAUGAUAGCGUGGACCGCAUCAUAAUGGAGUUUGAUUACUCAUACUUGCUAUCUGAUGACGACGCGACAAUGGAAGAUGCCACCCAGCGCCUGUAUGAGGGAAUGAGAGAACUCAUCUUGGGGUUUACAGAGAGCGGUUACUUGCCAGAGGUCUACCUUCCACUCUUCAUGAACGAUGGGUACUUCAGACAGGACUAUUUCGGGCGACUGUCCAUAGUUGAUUAUGCGCCGACCGUUCAAGACAAGUACGAUCCGGAUGGCUUUUUCGGAGAGAACUGGUGGAUUCAAGAUGCGAUGUUGGACACUGCCAGGGAUAAUUUUGGUCCUGUCGUCAUGCUGUCAUUUAUCGAUUGUCGCGUUCGGAUGCCGAUGUUGGGGCUGCGAAGGGGGCUAUGUGACGACGGGAGGCUGCAGGAGCACGAGCAGGCGUUGUGGUGA